Lodderomyces orthopsilosis Co 90-125 is the source of this 3627-nucleotide messenger RNA. RefSeq names its product coatomer subunit alpha. Gene Ontology annotation, cellular component: COPI vesicle coat. The coding region runs from base 1 to 3627 and encodes 1208 amino acids. Gene Ontology annotation, molecular function: structural molecule activity; protein binding. The transcript has a single exon. The record is from RefSeq and is a predicted model, not a curated record. Gene Ontology annotation, biological process: intracellular protein transport; retrograde vesicle-mediated transport, Golgi to endoplasmic reticulum; intra-Golgi vesicle-mediated transport. NCBI's taxonomy places the organism in Eukaryota, Fungi, Ascomycota, Pichiomycetes, Serinales, Debaryomycetaceae.
AUGAAGAUGUUGACUAAAUUUGAGUCCAAGUCAUCAAGGGCUAAAGGGGUGGCAUUUCAUCCUAAAAGACCUUGGUGCUUGGUAUCUUUACAUUCAUCCACUAUUCAAUUAUGGGAUUAUAGAAUGGGUACCUUGAUUGAUCGUUUUGAAGAUCAUGUGGGUCCUGUGAGAACAGUUAAUUUUCAUCCAACGCAACCAUUGUUUGUUUCAGGUGGUGAUGAUUAUUCCAUCAAGGUCUGGUCAUUGAAUACAAGAAAGUGUAUUUUUACAUUGAAUGGACACUUGGAUUAUGUUCGUGGAGUUUCUUUCCAUCAUGAUUUGCCAUGGAUUUUGUCAUGUUCCGAUGACCAGACUAUUAGAAUUUGGAAUUGGCAAAAUAGACAAGAGAUUGCUUGUUUGACUGGUCACAACCAUUAUGUUAUGAGUGCCCAAUUCCAUCCGACUGAAGAUUUAAUUGUUUCAGCAAGUUUGGAUCAAACCGUUCGUGUAUGGGAUAUUUCUGGUUUGAGAAAGAAGCAUUCAGCACCAACAUCAACAAGAUCAUUUGAAGACCAACUUCAGAGAAACCAAUUGCCACAACAAGAUAUCUUUGGUAAUAUCAAUGCCAUUGUCAAGUAUGUUUUGGAGGGUCAUGAUAAAGGUGUCAACUAUGCCGCUUUCCACCCUACUUUACCAUUGAUUGUGUCUGCUGGGGAUGACAGAUUGGUUAAGUUAUGGAGAAUGAGUGAUACUAAAGCUUGGGAAGUUGACACUUGCAGAGGUCAUACUGGCAAUGUAUUGAGUGCUAUCUUCCAUCCACACCAAGACCUCAUCUUGUCAGUUUCUGAUGACAAGACAAUUAGAGUUUGGGAUUUGAACAAGCGUGUUCCAAUUAAGCAGUUUAGAAGAGAACAUGAUCGUUUUUGGUUAAUUGCAAGCCAUCCAAGCAUCAACCUUUUUGCAGCUUGUCACGACUCGGGUGUAAUGGUUUUCAAACUAGAAAGGGAAAGACCGGCACAUGCACUUUUCCAAAACAGAUUGUUUUACAUUAAUGCAGAGAAGCAAGUUCAAGCAUUUGAUUUCCAAAAGCAAGAAAGUACUUUGCCAAUGUUGUCGUUGAAGAAGAUUGGUAAAGCGUGGUCUUUUAUGAGAACUUUGGCUUAUAAUUCAACUGAUAAUUCUAUUUUGGUUGUUCAUGGAGAAGGUGACAAUUCAAACUAUGCUUUGAUUACAUUGCCCAAACAUGCCACCGGUGCGAUUGAACCAACUGAUAUUAGACAAGGAGAAGGAAACUUUGCCACAUUCAUUUCUCGUAAUAGGUUUGUUGUAUUUAUUAAAGGUUCGAAGACAUUGCAUGUCAAGGAUUUGAGCAACAAUGUGACCAAAACCAUUCAGUUAGACCUGUCAGUCAAUGAUGUGUUACCAGGUGGACCUGGACGUGUGUUGUUAGUCAAGUCACAUUCAGUGAUUAAUUACGAUGUCCAACAAAAGAAGGAAUUGGCAGAGCUUAGUGUAAACAAUGUCAAGUAUGUCAGCUGGUCUAAUGAUGGUCAAUACUUGGCACUUUUGUCAAAACACACAAUCACCAUCGCCACUAAGGACUUAGAAUUGAUUACAUCGAUGCAUGAAACAAUUAGAAUUAAGAGCGCUUCAUGGGAUGACUCUGGUGUAUUGUUGUACUCGACAUUGAACCACAUCAAGUACACUUUGUUGAAUGGCGACAAUGGUAUCAUCAAAACCUUGGAGAAUACUGUUUACAUUACCAAAGUUACUGGAAACUUGGUUUACUGCUUGAACCGUUCUGGACAGGUUGAAGUUAUCAAGAUUGAUCCAACUGAGUACAGAUUCAAGCGUGCUUUGGUGAAUAAAAACUUUGGUGAAGUUUUAAGAAUCAUUAAAAACUCCACUUUGGUAGGACAAAAUAUCAUUAGUUAUUUGCAAAAGAAGGGGUUCCCAGAAGUUGCUUUACAUUUUGUUCAAGAUCCAGAAACCAGAUUUGAAUUGGCUUUGGAAUGCAGCAACUUACAAGUUGCAUUAGAGCAAGCCAAGAUCUUGAACAAUAACACGAUUUGGGAGAAAUUGGGCGAAGAAGCAUUGUUGCAGGGAAACAUUGAUAUUGUUGAAUUUGUUUACCAACAAUUGCAUUUGUUUGAUAAAUUGGCAUUUUUGUAUUUGUUCAAAGGUGACACUGAGAGAUUGAAUAAAAUGACCACUAUUGCAGAACAUAGAGGUGACGUUUCUGCUGUGGUUCAAAAUACGUUGUAUAGCAACGAUGUGAAAAAGAGAUGCGAAGUGUACAUCAAGAGUGGUAUGUUGCCAUUAGCUUACACUUUGGCUAAAUCAAACAACUUGAAUGAUUAUGCCGCUCAGAUUUUGGAGGAGGCUGGCGUUUCUGAAAAGGAUGUUGAGUUACCCGAGUUGGGCGAUGCUGUUCCUCUUCCUCAACCAAUUGCUGAACCAGUUACAAACUGGCCAUUGAAAGAAUCAUCCUUGUCGUACUUUGAAACUGCUUUGCUCACUGGUAAAGUUGAAAACUUGUCUCUCGAAGAUGAUCAUGCGAAAGAAGUCACUGCUGGCGCAGAUGCAAAUGAUGUUAGCUUACAAUAUGAUGAUGAGCUUGAAGAUGGUGAAGAAGAAGGCGAUGCUUGGGAUCUUGACGAAGAGUUGGAUAUUGGAGACGAUGAUGAUUUGGUUGGUGAUGAAGCAACGGAAGCAGUUGCUACAGCAGCUACUCUGGAGAAUGAAAUUGGUGAUUGGUUGCGUAAUGCCAAGACUCCCGCCACUUAUGUUGCAGCUGGUGCUCUAGAACAAGCUGCAUUAUUGUUGAAUAAACAAGUUGGUGUUUCGAACUUUGAACCAUUGCGUGAAAGGUUCUUGCAAGUCUAUGGUGCUUCUAAAUUGUACUUGCCCGGUGUCAAUGACUUACCUGCUAUGAAAACAUACAUUAGAGAAGACACCGAUGAAGAAGAUCCAAAGAAAUUCAGACCAGUCGUUCCUGGGUAUGAUACCUUGGAGGAGCAAUUGCAACUAGCAUUUAAGAAAUUCAAGGCCAAUAAUCUCGAAGAUGCAAUUAAAACUUUCAGAUCAGUCAUUUACACAAUCACAGUGUUGAAUGUUGAUGAUGAAGCAGCAGAGACAAAAUGUCAAGAAGUAUUGGUUUUGUGUCGUGAAUACAUUCUUGGAUUGUCUAUUGAAUUGGCACGUCGUGCAUUACCACCAACUGAUGUCAAACGCAACUUGGAAUUGGCAUCAUAUUUCACCAAGGUGCAGUUACAGCCAGCCCAUAAAUUAAAUGCAUUGAAUGUGGCCAUGACCCAAUCGUUCAAAAACAAGAACUUCGCUAGCGCUUCUUAUUUCGCUGAAGAAUUUUUGAAAAUAUCAAACACCGGUCCACGGGCCGAUCAAGCAACCAAAUUGAAAGCCAAAGCCGAUGCGGUUGCGAGUGACUCUGUUGAAAUCGAUUUUGAUCCAUUUGCUGAAUUCACCAUUUGUAGUGGAAGUUUCACUCCAAUAUACAAUGGUGAGCCUAGUGUUACUGAAGCAUUGGUUGGUGCUACCUAUAAGCCACAAUUUAAAGGAUCUGUUUGUAAGAUUACCGAGAUUACUACAGUUGGUGUUCCUGCUUCUGGAUUGCGUAUAAGAACAUAG